Messenger RNA from Aphis gossypii (cotton aphid), 889 nucleotides. Its product is annotated as proteasome subunit beta type-3-like. Gene Ontology annotation, biological process: proteasome-mediated ubiquitin-dependent protein catabolic process. The coding region runs from base 167 to 784 and encodes 205 amino acids. Gene Ontology annotation, cellular component: proteasome core complex; proteasome core complex, beta-subunit complex. The record is from RefSeq and is a predicted model, not a curated record. Lineage: Eukaryota; Metazoa; Arthropoda; Insecta; Hemiptera; Aphididae. The transcript is spliced from 5 exons.
UUUACCAUAAACAAAAAUAAUAGCAAUAGCUAUUAUUAUUUUGUUUUAAAUAAAUUAAUAUUAUCACUUGCCACUUACAAAAAGUUGUAAUUUGUAUUAUUUGUAAGAAUUUUCGUUUCUAAGACCUUUUAAGUGUGCAGAUACAACCUACACGAAUUAUUUCAAAAUGAGUAUCAUGGACUAUAAUGGCGGGGCCUUAAUUGGCAUGAAAGGCAAGGACUGUGUUGCUAUUGCAACUGAUAAGCGAUUUGGUAUACAAGCCCAAACAGUCUCGCUUGAUUUCACAAAAGUUUUUCAAAUAAAUCCUCACACUUAUAUGGGAUUUCCUGGCUUAGCUACGGAUAUAUUUACCGUGUAUGAGAAAAUAAUGUUCAGAAAAAGGUUAUACGAGUUAAAAGAAAAUCGAAAAAUAUCUCCUAAAGCACUAGCAUCUCUGGUCUCCAAUUUGUUGUAUGAAAACAGGUUUUCACCAUUCUUUGUCGAGCCAAUGAUUGUUGCUUUAGAUGAAGUGACAUUAGAACCGUAUAUGUGUGAUAUGGAUUUAAUUGGAUGUGUUAACAAGUCAGAUAACUUUGUGGUUGGAGGUACUAGUUCUAACCAAUUAUAUGGUCUCUGCGAAGCUCUUUGGGAGCCUGAUAUGGAAGAAGAUCAACUAUUUGAAACUAUCUCUCAAGCUUUGGUUAGUGCUUGCAACCGGGAUGCUAUUUCUGGUUGGGGUGCUAAGGUUUACAUUAUCAAAAAAGACAAGAUAAUUGUGCGUGAUAUCAAGACACGAAUGGAUUAGAUGUUGGAACACACAACAAUUACAACUACUUAUAUUUUUUUUGUAAAAUUAUUAUUAUUAAGAAAAACUAAAUGUAUAAUAAAAUAAAGUCAUUUUAUUUUGUAA